This is a messenger RNA of Peromyscus eremicus (cactus mouse), 3551 nucleotides long. RefSeq names its product zinc finger protein 260-like. Gene Ontology annotation, biological process: regulation of transcription by RNA polymerase II. NCBI's taxonomy places the organism in Eukaryota, Metazoa, Chordata, Mammalia, Rodentia, Cricetidae. The transcript has 4 exons. The record is from RefSeq and is a predicted model, not a curated record. The coding region runs from base 479 to 2890 and encodes 803 amino acids. Gene Ontology annotation, molecular function: DNA-binding transcription factor activity, RNA polymerase II-specific; RNA polymerase II transcription regulatory region sequence-specific DNA binding. Gene Ontology annotation, cellular component: nucleus.
UAUCAAUCAGGUGGUUUAUAUUUGAACUGGGUGGACUGGGUACCAUUUCAGCUGUGAGGGAGGGGAUCACUCCACUGCACAUGGUUUAAUGAUCUUCAUAUGCUAGAGAGACCCGGUGGGCAGAUGGAGAGUUGUCUACUGAGUGAGGGACAAGUUCAGGGACGACUCUUCAGUAUAGGUGCAAGUUUCUGCUUCAAUGCCAAUCUCUGGAGGUCUGGGACAGUUGGGAACUACAGAGCUACAGCUUUUCACUGCACUAUUGACUCUAAGGAAGCUGCCUCUGUCACUCAGGAAUCACUAGCCAAUCAUGGCCUCCAGAUGGACUUCCAGUCAGAAUGUGGGCGGGUACUUCCGAUCCCCCUUGGUGAAGGCUCCCGCGGCGCCGAGUUUGGGGAAAGGAGACGCUGGUGUUCUGUGUGCUGUGCUGUGACCCGCUGCCGGGAGCUGUGAGGAGAGCCCGGCGAGCUGGGAAUCCGCCAUGGAUGCAGUGACCUAUGAGGAUGUGCAUGUGAACUUCACUCAUGAAGAGUGGGCUUUGCUGGAUCCUUCCCAGAAGAGUCUCUACAAAGAUGUGAUGCUGGAAACCUACUGGAACCUCACUAUUGUAGGUUACAAAUGGGAAGACCAUAAUAUUGAAGAACAUUGUCAGUGCUGUAGAAGAAUUGAAAGGUGUGUCAUCUGUCACUCUGGACACAAUCCAUGUGAGCAUAAGGGAUAUGGAAAGAAGCAUUGUAGUCCUGUCUGUCUUAGAACAACUGGAAGAUAUGUGGUAGUCCCCACUAUGAGAAGACAUGAUGACUGUGAUACAAGAUUACAAUUAACUGGUUUUCCAACUUCAGUGGGAAUUCAUCAACAAACUUCCAUUGGAGAAAAACCUUAUGAGUACCAGGAAUAUGGAAAUUCAACUCUCUCUUCUGGUUCACUGUGUAUAUGUAGUGUGGCUCUCAGUAUAAGAAAAUGUUAUAAAUACAAUCAGUGUGGUCCAACUCUGAGUUCUUCAAGUUCUGUUCAAGGAUGUGAAAAAACUCAUAUGUUAAGAGAAAAUAAUAAAUGUGAGUCAUCUACCAAAGGCUUUAGCCAUUAUAGGCAUCUUCAAACACCCAAUAAUGAAGAGAAUCUAUAUGAAUAUAAUCAAUGUGAUAAAGUCUUUAGAUGUGAUUGGUUGUUAAAACACCAAAGAACUCAUUUGGAAGGAAAACCCUGUGAUUAUAAUCAAAGAUAUAAAGGCUUUGCAUAUCACAGUCUUCAUCAAGUACAUAGAAUUCAAACUAGGGAGAAAAGGUAUGAAUCUCAGCAAUGUGAUAAAGCCUUUGCAUGUCCCAUAAUACAUAAUAGAAGUUACACUGAAGAGAAACCCUAUGAACGUAAUCAAUGUGGUAAAGCCUUUGCAGAGAACAGAAGCCUUCAUAGUCAUGUAAGGUUUCAUACUGGAGAGAAACCCUAUAAAUGCAAUCAGUGUGGUAAAGCCUUUAGAGGGAAGAAUAGCCUUCUCAGUCAUGAAAGAAUUCAUACUGGAGAGAAACCUUAUCAAUGUCAUGAAUGUGGUAAAGCUUUUGCACAAAAGAGUUAUCUUCUCAGUCAUGAAAGAAUUCAUAAUGGAGAGAAACUUUAUGCAUGUAAUCAAUGUGGUAAAGCCUUUCCAUAUAAUAGUCGUCUUCUCACUCACUUAAAAACUCAUACUGGAGAGAAACCCUAUGAAUGUAAUCAAUGUGGCAAACGCUUUGUAUACAAGAGUCUUCUUCUCAGUCAUGAAAGAAUUCAUACGGGAGAGAAACCCUAUGAAUGUAAUCAAUGUGGUAAAGCCUUUACAUUGAAGAGUCAUCUUCUCAGUCAUGAAAGAAUUCAUAAUGGUGAGAAACCUUAUGAAUGUAAUCAGUGUGGUAAAACCUUUGCACAGACAAGUAAUCUUCAUAGACAUGAAAGUCUUCAUACUGGAGAAAAACCCUAUGAAUGUAUUCAAUGUGGUAAAGCCUUUGCACAGAAGGUUAGUCUUCAAAGUCAUGAAAGAAUUCAUAAUGGAGAGAAACCCUAUGAAUGUAAUCAAUGUGGUAAAGCCUUUGCAGAGAAGAGUUAUCUUCACAGUCAUGAAAGAAUUCAUAAUGGUGAGAAACCCUAUGUAUGUAAUCAAUGUGGUAAAGCCUUUGCACAGUGGAGUCAUCUUCACAGUCAUGAAAGAAUUCAUAAUGAAGAGAAACCCUAUGAAUGUAAUCAAUGUGGUAAAGCCUUUGCACAGAAGAGAAAUCUUCUCAGUCAUGUAAGAAUACAUACUGGAGAGAAACCUUAUGAAUGUAGUCAAUGUGGUAAAGCCUUUGCAGAGAAGAGAAAUCUUCACACACAUAAAAUAAUUCAUACUGGAGAGAAACCCUAUGAAUGUAAUCAAUGUGGUAAAGCCUUUGCUUUGAAGAAAAAUCUUCACACACAUGAAAUAAUUCAUACUGGAGAGAAACCCUAUGAAUGUAAUGAAUGUGGUAAAACCUUUGCACAGAAGAGUCAUCUUCAUACUCAUGCAAGUGUUCAUACUGGAGAGAAACCCUAUGAAUGUAAACAAUGUGGUAGAGCCUUUGCACAGAAGAGUCAUCUUCUCAGUCAUGAAAGAAUUCAUACUGGAGAGAAACCCUAUGAAUGUAAUGAAUGUGGUAAAGCCUUUGCAGAUAAGAGAAAUCUUCGCGGACAUGAAAUAAUUCAUUCUGGAGAGAAACCCUAUGAAUGUAAUGAAUGUGGUAAAGCCUUUGCAGAGAAGAGAAAUCUUCACAGACAUGAAAUAAUUCACACUGGAGAGAAACCCUAUGAAUGUAAUGAAUGUGGUAAAACCUUUGCACGGAAGAGCCAUCUUCACAGUCAUGAAAAAAUUCAUACUGGACAGUACCAUGUGGAUGUAAUCAUGUGUUAAUUUCAGAUGUGAUCUUCCAUGUGGGUGCUAGAAACUGAAUGUCUACAAGAUGUACCUCCUAGAGUCCAGCUCCAAAAGGGUUCAGGUCCCUAAGAGGAGAUGGGGCAUUAGCAAAGGAAGGAGACCGCCAUGAUAUUAGCGUGAAUCGGCAUGGCUGCUGCUUUAUUGAAAAAGGACUAUACCCUUUAUACUGUAUAACUGAAUCUCAGUUUAGACUAAAGCAAGGUUAAAAUCAGACUUGAUGAUUCCAGGCUAAAAGCAGCUAUCAACCUCAUCACAGCAUUUUUUCUGAGGCAAAAGUGAUAAAUUCAACACGUAUCUAAAUGUCUUUGUGGAUGUGAGCCCAUUGUUUUCUUCCAGUGUGCUUUCAUCCUUGGAACUAGGUAUGUCCAGUUAGUAAAUCAUUAAGUUCUCUAUUCUUGGUGUACUCAGGGGGAUACAAUGGGGAUUCUUGUGUUAGAGUAGGCAUAGUUAUCAUGUUUUAUGGUUCCAUGGUGGUGGGGAUUUUUUCCAUGAAUUUUUUUUCAAGGACUGCCUAUGUAUACAUUCUCAUCUUCCAUUGUAGCUCACAAAAAAAUUCCUACAGUAAAAGAGAUAAGGAGACCUCAUCACAUAUAGUGAGAAUUAUUAAAAUUGAAAUAAAAUGAUGCCAGAAAAUUAA